Molecule: messenger RNA, 4443 nt
Organism: Phytophthora nicotianae INRA-310
Lineage: Eukaryota; Oomycota; Peronosporomycetes; Peronosporales; Peronosporaceae
Exons: 1
Coding region: 166-4323 (1385 amino acids)
Biological process (GO): transmembrane transport
Cellular component (GO): membrane
Molecular function (GO): ABC-type transporter activity; ATP hydrolysis activity; ATP binding
Source: RefSeq, a predicted model, not a curated record
AAAUUAAGUAGUCGAAUACUGACUUGAUGGCUACAUUCGCAUUUCCAGCUAUGCAGGGUGGCACUCUUGUCGAAAGAUGCCGCUAGAUCCACCCCCGUCCCGCUUCCCUUAGAUGACGACAAUUUAAAGGAACGUCUUCUCUCUCCAUUGUUGAAUUUCUCGUCCAUGCGUCUGCUCCUCAAAGACGAGCCUCUGUUGGACGAAACCAUGGAACUGCCGUCAUUGUCCGCAGUUCCUGGGCCUCCACAUCCUCGCGGAGGCCGUGGCAGCUUCUCCAGCAGCUAUAGCAGCGGAUUCGCAGGCACCGACAGCUUGGUCAGCUUCAACAGCAGCCAACUCUUCGACGACAGCGACGAUCGCGAGGUGGAUGUCGAUGCUCUAGACUCGAACUCCAGUCGAGGUGACUACGCGUUGCUGUCGAUGCCCGUCGAGUCUGUCAAGCGUAUGAUACCUACUACAGGCGUCGUUCUUCCGUCCAAUCGAGCGCAAAACGCUACGUGGAACUCGCAAGACUGCCGUUUCCGUCGAGCCACAGCGAUCACCGAUGCCCUUCGGGAACUUCGAGAAGGUCGCGGCGCAGUCGAAGACGAGAAGCCUGAGCCUGUCUCCGUGACGCUACGACAGCUCGUGAUUCGGUUAUCUACGCGCCGUGACUUGUUCGUGAUGACUAUGGGAUUAUUGGCUGCGACGAUCCACGGCACAUUGUGGGCAUUGCUAGCGAGACAAGUGCAGUCCAGUAUCGCUGCAUUUACUCCAUAUGAUCGUCACAAAGUGGACUUUGCAGCUCUAACGUUGAUGCUCUUGUCCUUGGCACUGGGCGUGACUGCGUAUGCUUCUCACUUGUGUCUCUCGCACGCUUCGGAGAGACUGUUAAGAGCGUUGAGGGAGCAACUACUGCGUCAUCUUCUUCUGGAAAAAAGUCAGUCGUGGUUCGAUUUUAACAAGUCCAGUGUUUCACAUUUCGGCGCUGAAAUGACGCGAGAUGUUGUUACUAUUCGCCAAGGGCUGGGACCGGAGCUUGGAGCGGUUUGUAGAUUUACUUUACAGUUUUUCGGAGGUUUCAUCGUGGCUUUUAUUACGCUCUGGGACUUGUCACUCGCCAUAUCUUGUGUCUCUCCACUGGUCGUCAGCGUCAUUUUGACGUUAAAACAAAGUAAAAACACGACGGAAAACGAAGCGGACGCUGUGGCAACCGAGGCACUAAGCAACAUACAGACGCUAUUGGCGCUUAAUGCGCAGCGUAGAGUGCGUGAAAAGCACGCGCUUCGUGUUCGAAUCACAGAGAAACAACGAGUUCUCGAGCAUGGCAGACACGCAGCCUUGCAAGCCACUUUGACUGGAACGUUAUGGAUUAUGAGUGCUAUUGGUCUUUGGUACGGCGGGAAGAAAGUGUACGAUACUGAAGCUGAGCCUGGAGAAGUAUUGGCAGCACUUCUAGGCGUCAUCAUCGGAAGCCACGCACUGGGUCAUUUGAUUCUAAGUUUUUCAGCUGUAGUCAAAGCCAAAAACGCAGCAUCUGGGCUGUUUUUACAGCUGGAAACCGCGACAAAACGUCAAAACAACGUCAUGAAACCACUGCCUCGACCUGCUUCAUGUUCCGGUGCGAUAAUGGCAGUGGAUCUAUACUUUUCAUACCCAAGACGACCCAAUGUUCACGUGUUAAGAGGCUGCAAUAUCUCUGUUUUAGCUGGAGAAUGUGUAGCCAUCGUUGGCGAAAGUGGAGCUGGCAAAUCGACACUAUUGAUGCUGCUUAUGCGACUAUAUGAACCUUCACAGGGUCUUAUACUACUGGAUGGACGGGAGGCUAACGCGUUGGAUUCCACGUGGAUGCGAGCUCAAUUCGGGCUUGUACCGCAACAUGUAACACUGUUCAGAGCCUCCAUUUUCGAUAAUAUCGCCAUGGGACUAGUAGUACUACGAGACUUGAGUGGUCGAAACUCUGACCGAAUGGAGGAGCGAGUGAUCAACGCGGCGCAACGUGCAGAUGUUCACGACUUUAUCUUGUCUUUACCUGAUGGCUACAACACUCGCGUCGGAGAGAAUGGAACUGUGACGCUCACAGUUCAACAGAGACAGAGAAUCGCUCUGGCUCGAGCUUUGAUACGUGAACCGAAAUUAUUGCUACUGGACGAAGUUAUGCUGAGUCCUCAAGAACUUUUAUCGAGGUUUGGAGGAGCUGUGGGUGCUGGGAGCAUGACCAUGCUCUUCUGUACGAGUCAAGUACGAACUGCAGCUGUGCAAUACGCCGACAAAAUCGUGGUUCUCGAGAGGGGGAAAGUUAUGGAGCAGGGUACUCAUGUGGAACUAUUGCAACGUGGUAACAGCUUCUAUCGACGACUGCAUCUCAUCCAACAGAGUACUGUAAGAGAGCAGGUUUUGACCGAAGAACCACAACGAAAGCAGCAACAAUUGACAAAAUCAGCGCCUACUUCGCCUACGAAGCUCACGAAGCGAGACAUUAAAGCACUAGCUCGACCAGAGCGGAAGUUGUUGGCAUUUGGACUCGCUGCUUCAGUUAUAGUCGGUCUUGGAGGACCACUAUUGGGCGUGUUGAUCAGUGAGAUGGUCGCUGACAUGGCUCAGCAACACACGGCGUUUCUCGAGACAUUCGACGCUAGGAGUCUCGUCCAAACACUACGUCCUCUUGCCAUGAGGUAUGGACUCUUCUUGAGUGCAGGAGCGGCUGUCAUCGUGGUGUCCCAAAGCAUUCAACUCUUCUGUCUGGACGCUGCAGCGGAGCGUGUGGCUUCGCACCUUCGAGAUCUCCACUUCAGCUCGUUAUUGGCUCAGCCAUUGCCAUAUUUCGAGCAGUAUAAUACUAAUGAACUGGUCGAAUCUCUUGCUACACAGGCGUCUACUGCAUCACUGGUGGUCGGCCGAGUUCAAGGGUACAAGCUCCAGAUAUUCUGCACUUUGACAGCCACGUUCAUUGUCGCAUUUUGGAGAGGAAGUUGGAUGCUCGCACUUGUGCUACUAGCAGCUCUUCCAUUGCUACUUAUCGGCCAUACUAUCCAUAAUCUUCAGCGUUUAAAGACGACAAAUACACAGAAUGCAACCGAGGAGGCUGUGGAGAUCCACGUGAACGAAGCUCUUCGAAAUCGUCGAGCUGUGGUGAUACUGGGACUCGAGAACUCGUGGUGUUUCAGCUUUGAUGCUCUGUUACAGCGUCCACUGCAAGCUAUCAGGCGACAAGAUCAUCUCGAGGCGGUUGGAAGGGGUUUUGGUGCUGUAGUUACAGUAGCUACAUGCGCUCUAUCCUGUUGGUUAGGGGGCGUGUUAGUACAUUACGGAGACGCUACCCUCCAAGAGCUGCUGCGCUCUCUGGUCGUUGUGAUCGUGUCAGCAGAGUCGCUGGGUCUUGCUGUAGCCUGGUUAGCCAGAGUUGAUGGAGCGUUGCAGGCUGGCGCCAGUAUUUUUGCUACACGAGAUGCUGCUAUUGUCAUUAGUGGAUCCAACGAGGUUUCUGUUUCAGAUGGAGAACGAGAUCCAAUGCCGCAGAGCCCCAUGCUACGAGGAAGUGUCGCGUUUCAUAACGUUCGCUUCGCGCACUCCAGUCAACCAAGCUCUAUUGUUCUUAAGGAUCUUUCAUUUCGCGUUGCAGCUGGACAAACGGUAGCGCUAUGUGGGCCACGAGGUUCCGGGAUGUCGACGAUUUUUGCUCUCAUUGAAGGCUUCUACGACUUGGCUUCCAAAUCAGGAAACAGUGGUCGAGUGAUGCUGGACGGAGUGGAUAUUCGUACUCUGGACGUGUCGUGGUUGCGUGCUCAAGUGAGUUUUGUUGGCUCGGAGCCGACGUUGUUCUUAGGUACGAUCGCAGAGAAUAUCGCGUACGGAAUGGCAGCACCACCGACUCUGGACAUGAUCAUUAGUGCUGCUGAAGUGGCGCACGCUCACGCCUUUAUAUCGAGGCUUCCAGAGGGUUAUGGGACUCGUGUAGGCGGUAAACUUCAGCUCACUCCUAGUCAAAGACAACGGAUCGCUCUCGCUCGCGCUGUGCUUCAAGACACCCGGCUUCUGCUGCUGGAUGAACCCACCCGAUCUCUGGGGACAGAGAGUGAGAAGAUUGCAGUCCAACAAGCGCUCGACACGGUCGUCGCCCAGCGUGUACGUCGAACGACUGUGAUUGCAACUCAUCCGUCAGAGUCCGCCACGGUUAGGAACGCAGACUUAAUUUAUGUGAUUCAAGAUGGCCAAGUUGUGGACCAAGGUACACACUCGGAGCUGUUCCAGAACCAGGACGGAGUGUAUGCCAGACUCCUUCGAGAGAGCGCGUGGUCGGCAGCAGCAUCCUCUUCCUACACGGCAAGUUUGAACACAACGUAACCAACUCCAGAGUAGAUGCAGCUAUCGAUUAUUUCGAUAAACCAUGUCCUUUUGAAGUAUACGUGUACGCUCUCUAUUUGUGCUUUGCUGUUCCGUUAACGCGGACUGUUAAGCCGGUCC